AAAAACCAAAAGAACACAAUUUUCUGUGUUAUUUUUCUCUCGAAUAUAGAACAGCAUAUAAUUGGAAUAUUUGAAAUCACAUCACAUUUACAGAUGGAAAAGGAAAAAGCAUUGAGACCCAAACGCAAUCGUCGACAUAGUAGACGCGCCUGGCCACCUGAGGAUGAAUUGCUAUUGGAUACUGGUCGCAUGGCCAAGAGAUUAUUUACUCCGGAUAUUAAAUCAAUGCUCAAGGAUUGGCUAAUACGCAGACGAGAUAAUCCGUAUCCAAGUCGAGAGGAAAAGAAACAAUUGGCCGGAGAGACAGGACUUACCUAUACGCAAAUAUGCAAUUGGUUUGCCAAUUGGCGUAGAAAACUCAAGAAUUCGGAACGUGAAAAGGCCAAAAAAUCAUGGGGUCAUUUGAUUAAGAAUUACAAUCACAAUGCUCGAGGAAAUGUAGAACAGUUUAGUAUCUCAUCGGAGGAUAGCAUUUGGGAGGAGGAAAUGCCAUCGGCAAAUGCUGAAGAUGAUGAUUACGAGGAUGAUGAUGAUGAAUUAUCCAGUCCGGGUAGUACUGGCAGCGAUGGCAAUGGCAACAAUGGAUCGACAAGUCUAUAUAAACCAAAUUUUUAUGUGGAAUCAUCUACUAUGCCCAAGGAACAGAGCAAUUAUCGUGUACCCAUAUUGCCCACUGUGCCGGCUGGCAAGGCCAAGUACAAACAUCAGAUGAUGGAGAAAUAUCUAAGAGAUAGCACCACGGAUAGCACAACCACAAUUCAACCCGGCUCCAAUCAGUUAAACAAAUGGCUAGAGAGUGCCGUGAGAUUUACACCAGAUCGUAACAAUUAUCACAUUGAAUGGAAUACCAGCAAGCAUAAGCAUAACUCACAGGAGCGAGCUCCAACUGGUGGGCAAAGUGAAUUGAUCUUUACCAGCGAUGCCACAGCUUUGGCACGUGGAGAACACUGGAUAUUGCAUCAUAAGGAUGAGCUCGAUGCUGCCGAAGCAUUGGCCAAUUUGGCCUUUAAUUGCCGACAGCGUAACAUUGGCAAUUGGCAUCAUAAUGGGCCCGCCAUAAGCUCUUGAAAGUCCCCAUGGGUGCAGUCUAUACGUGCAGCCGCCAUCAUUCCUUUUGGAAAAGUGCAAUCUAGAGUUAGAACAAAAUAUUUAGUUGAAAGAAAG
Messenger RNA from Drosophila willistoni, 1164 nucleotides. RefSeq names its product homeobox protein Mohawk. The record is from RefSeq and is a predicted model, not a curated record. The transcript has 4 exons. Gene Ontology annotation, cellular component: nucleus. Gene Ontology annotation, biological process: muscle organ development; regulation of transcription by RNA polymerase II; cell development. Gene Ontology annotation, molecular function: RNA polymerase II cis-regulatory region sequence-specific DNA binding; DNA-binding transcription factor activity, RNA polymerase II-specific. Bases 94 to 1068 code for a protein of 324 amino acids. NCBI's taxonomy places the organism in Eukaryota, Metazoa, Arthropoda, Insecta, Diptera, Drosophilidae.